CCGUUCCGCCUGAUGAGCUUUCUGGCUGCCGGCCACAAGGCUUCCAGUCAAAGGCCGGAGCUGCUAGGCCUACUGAGGUUCAAAUCUUGCUCGCCUAGAGCCAGGCCUCCCGUCACCUCGUCACCUCGAGCCUGAUGUGAACAGUGGGCGUGAGGCUGUUGGCGCCCAGGGCCACAGGGAGCACCGGGGCUGGGAGGCUGGGAAGGCUGGCUUGGGAAAAAAGAGAUGAGGGGGCCCAAGAUGGAAGCCUGCCAGGGCAAGUGCUGUGGGGGGGCUCCCCAAGACUGAGGGGAGCGGUCACGGUGUGGCUGCCACUCCUUCGGGCUCCUGCUGACUGCAGAUGUGUGGGGUCUGCUGGCGCCCAUGGUGCACCAUGUUCGGCCCUGGACAUAAACCCUGCGUGCUUGUUUUGACAACCCACUUCAUCCUCCAGGAUUGAGUGGAGAUCGGGGAGGGGGGUGGGACCCUGGCCAGACCUGGAGGGAAGGGCAGGAGUGGAAGCAAGGGGAACCGGGCCAGAGGUCCCCGCAGGAAUGUCUCAGUUCUGCCCGCUCCCCAUUUUCACCCCUACUUUGCACAGGUGGGCACUGGGCCUGCCUGGGAGAGGGGAGCUGGGGGGACUGGCCAGACUGGAGGUGUGUGUGCAGCCCCUGGUUGUAUUCUUGGGUGGGGGAGGGAAUGGAGACAGCUGUUGGGGGGGUGCUCCGUGUCUAUGCUGGUAAACAGCUCAGGGUGUGAAGGGGUGUGGCUGUGCGUCUCGGCAUUUAGACCGUAAGCCUGUGUCUAUCAGGGUGUCGGUGCGUGUGGAGCGCGGCCAUGUAAGUGCAGCUCGAGGUGUCCAGGGGUGUAUGUGUAUCUCUGGGUGUUUCUUUUCUAGGGUAGGUGUUAACCAGCUGGAUCUCAAGAUGCCCUGGAGGUGCCACCCCUUGCAUCUUGGGGGUGUGGAGUGUAUUCGUGGGGCCUGUCUUGGACCAUUCGGGGGUGUCUGGCCCCCACCCCAGCACCUGACAUGAGUCUCUGCGGGCCCCUCAACCUGAGCCUGGCCGGGGAGGCGACCACGUGUGCAGAGCCCGGGGCUCCCAACGCGUCGGCUUGGCCGCCGUCCGGCCGGGCGAGCGCGUCGCCGGCGCUGCCCAUCUUCUCCAUGACCCUGGGCGCCGUGUCCAACGUGCUGGCGCUGGCGCUGCUGGCGCAGGCCGCGGGGCGCCUGCGCCGCCGCCGCUCGGCCGCCACCUUCCUGCUGUUCGUCGCCAGCCUCCUGGCCACUGACCUGGCGGGCCACGUCAUCCCGGGGGCGCUGGUGCUGCGCCUGUACGCGGCGGGCCGCUCGCCGGCCGGAGGCGCCUGCCACUUCCUGGGCGGCUGCAUGGUCUUCUUCGGCCUGUGCCCGCUGCUGCUCGGCUGCGGCAUGGCCGUGGAGCGCUGCGUGGGCGUCACGCGGCCGCUGCUGCACGCGGCGCGCGUCUCGGCGGCCCGCGCGCGCCUGGCCCUGGCCGUGCUGGCCGCGCUGGCCUUGGCGGUGGCGCUGCUGCCGCUGGCGCGCGUGGGCCGCUACGAGCUGCAGUACCCGGGCACGUGGUGCUUCAUCGGCCUGCGCCCGGCGGGCGGCUGGCGCCAGGCGCUGCUCGCCGGCCUCUUCGCCGGCCUCGGCCUGGCCGCGCUGCUCGCCGCGCUCGUGUGCAACACGCUCAGCGGCCUGGCCUUGCUGCGCGCCCGCUGGCGCCGCCGCCGCUCUCGACGGCGUCCUCAGGCCUGCGGCCCCGACGGCCGCCGUCACUGGGGGGCGCGCGCGCCCCGCUCGGCCUCCGCCUCGUCCUCCUCGUCCGUCGCUUCGGUCCCCGGCGGUUCCCCGGGCCGGGGCUCCGCGCGCAGAGCCCGCGCCCACGAUGUGGAGAUGGUGGGCCAGCUCGUGGGCAUCAUGGUGGUGUCGUGCAUCUGCUGGAGCCCGCUGCUGGUGUUAGUGGUGCUGGCUGUCGGGGGCUGGGGCUCCAGCUCCCUGCAGCGGCCGCUGUUUUUGGCUGUGCGCCUCGCUUCAUGGAACCAGAUCCUGGACCCCUGGGUGUACAUCCUGCUGCGCCAGGCGGUGCUGCGCCAACUGCUUCGCCUCCUGCCCCCGAGGCCCGGCGCCAAGGGCAGCCCGGCGGGGCUGGCCCUAACCAGGAGCGCCUGGGAGGCCAGCUCGCUGCGCAGCUCCAGGCACAGCAGCCUCAGCCACCUCUAGGCGAGCCAGGAGUCCCAGAGGCCAAGUCAGCCCACCCCGGGCCCAGGACCGCAGCGCGGAGCCUUCGGGGGAAUAAAGCCGUUUUGCGGACCUGCGCGGGGCCUGUGUCGGGUGGGGGCCGCAGCACCCCUGUGACCGCGCGGGGGCGACAGAGGCGCCGCGUGAGCCUCCGGGGUGUGCAGUUCCAGGACUUUCCACGCGGAGGCGCGGAGGCGCGGAGCUGGAGCCGCCGGAGCAUGCGCCGAAGGCCGCAGCCCCAGCCCGAGGCCCCGGCUGUCAAGAGCUGAGCCGGAACCGAGGCUUUUUGCUCCCGCCGCCGCCAGGACUGACCCCAGCAACAAUUCUCUCAUUGUGGCCCUGAGCGCCUCCAACACAGCCGCAAGGCCCUGCCCCCGAACCACUCCCAUCAGUGCCUCCAAACUCCAGAGUCCCUAACACAGCUCCCAGCCCUGUCCCACCCCGGCCUGCCCACGCUCCGCACAUCGUAGGAGCCCGGAGUCCCCACCUUCCCUUAACCCUCAUCACGCGACACCCCCCCAUAACCCAGGGCAUCACCCCCGGCCACGCGCUGGAUCUGCCCCCACAACUCUCCCCACCUCCAAGUACACGCCCCCCCGCCCCGCGCCAGCGUCACUGCACACGCGAGGAGCCGGAGACUGCAUGGAUGGGGCAAACCCCAAAGGCCUUUUUAAAAACUACUGAGAGCUUGGUCGGGGGGGUGGGGGGCAGGGGAGAGGGCUAGCAGCCCCCGGCCACGAAGUCGAAGUCCCGGAAGGCGGCCUGCUCUGCGGCCGUGAGGGGCCGCGCGUCGCGGGGCGGGCUCAGCGUGGGGGCCUCCCCCGUGAACUCCUCGUCGAAGUUGCUGACAUCCGUGCGGCCUGACAGCGUGGGCACGAAGGGAGGUGGCAAGCGUCGGGCCAGCAGACUGUCCCAGACCAGUGUCUAGGUGGGGGAGAAGGGGGAGAGAGGGAGGGGGUCAGCAGGGGGAGUGGGGGGACGCAGGAGGUGCCCGGGCCGGCCCUGCAUCUGCGGGGAUUAGCAUAAGGAGUCACAGAGGGAGGGGUCCAGUGGGGGCUGGGGGCCCAGUAAGGAUCACAGUUUAUGUAUGGGGAGCCCUGGGGUGGGGGGAGAGGGAGCCCCGGGUUCAUACCCAGGAACCAGGCCAGCCUGGAGGAGAUGUGGGUGUAGGAGGGUAAGUGGGCAUGAAGGGAGGGGAGGAUAUGGAGGGGACAAUGCUGGAGGGGAAGUGGCUGUCUGGGUAGGGGAGAAAUGACUAGGCCCUGGGGGUUGGGGGGGAUGACCAGGUCUCUGGUGGGGAGUUGGCCAGGCACAUGGGGUGACCUCACCCUAUAGAAGGGCUGCUUUUUCACAUCCUCAGCAUCUCUCUCGCUGGAGCCCAGCCUCCGCUCGGGAUUCCUCCGCAGCAGCUGGAGGGAGGACAGUUGUCAGUCUUCCCCCUCCUGGCCCCAGAGCCCCUGCCCAGGCCCAAGGUGGGGGUGCUCCUCACCCUGCGCAUGAUGCCAAUGGCUUCAGCUGAUAGGAAGCGUGGGUAGCGAACCUCAUCAUUGACUAUGCUGUCAAAUACCUCUUCCUCGUCGUCCCCUGGAAAUGGGGACUGGGGACAGAGAGAGCCAGGGUGAAUUAGGCCCCUCCUCUGGCCACUCCUCUCCCAGCCCCACCUAAGCCCUCGGCUCCAGCACACUUUCCCCUGGGUGCUGGCUGAUGUGAGAAGGUAAGUACCCCAUUUUACAGAUGCGAACAUUGAGGCAAGGGCGGGGGGGCAAAGCCAGCUGCCUCCACCCCACAGCACACCAAAGCCCCGUCUGAUCCCACAGCUAGCACAAGCAGUUUCCAGCGUCAUCCCAGGGUCAGGCAGGGUGGGGGCAGCCUGGGGCCUUACCUCACCAACCAGCAUCUCAUAGAGCAGCACGCCCAGCCCCCACCAGUCCACAGCCCGCGUAUAAGAUGUGUCUGUCAGCACCUCGGGUGCCAGGAACUCCGGGGUCCCACAGAAUGUGCUGGUCCGGUCCCCAAAGCCCAUCCCUGGGGGCAGGAGGGCCAUGUGAGGUUAUGGAGGGAGGGGUGCUCCCAGAGGUAGGCCAGCCCAGCGUGGGGUGGCCCGCUCAGCCAGCCAGCCCCAUCCCAGGGUCAGGGUGGGGGGUAACCCAGGGAGGGCUGGGGACUCCAUUCCCUCCCCGCUCUGUCUAAACCCCAGAGGCCAGCCCUUCAGAUCCCAACCGCCCCCCUCACCCUCCUUGCAGAGGCCAAAGUCUGCGAUCUUGACAUAGCCCUCGGUGUCCAGGAGCAAAUUGUCCAACUUCAGGUCCCUGUGAUGGGUUGGGAGGGGGAUGUAAAGAGGGAUGAGUGGGGGUCUGGGCCCUGCCUGAAGCCUGAGGGCCCCUCGGUGGGCAGAGCGUGCGUACAGGAGCAGAGGCACGCACAAGGCACACACCUGUAGACAAUCUUGUGUUCGUGGAGAAACUGCAACCCCAGCACCACACAGGCUGAAUAAAAGCUGCAGAGAGAAGCUGGUAUGACGGAGCCAGGCCUCUCAGCCAGGAAGGAAGGCCAUAGAAGCCUGGCUCCCACAUCCUCAAAAGCCCCCCAGACAUCCCCCCAAAAAACUCCAGGAGGGUGGGGGGAGGCAGGGGCCGAAGGGUGGAGGGGAAGGGGGGGCUGCCACUGCCUGUUGGGGGUUGAGGCGCGGGUGGGGAGCUCACACAGCGCGAGGUUCAGAGAACACAUCACUGUGGAUGUGCAGCAUCAGAUCCCCGCCGGCCGAGUACUCCAUCACGAAGCACACGUGCUCUGGUGUCUGGAAACAGCCAAACAGGUUCACCAGGAAGGGGUGUCCUGCUCUGGUCACUGCUGCCAAGAUCCGCUUCUCACACAUCAGGCUGGGUAGGGCAGGGGGCGGGGGUCAGAGACCACAGCAGUCCCCUACCCCAUCUCCCACACUCCAGGGUCCUCGAUCAUCAGCUGUUUGCUGAGGACCUCACAUAGCUGCGCAACCUUGGGCAAGCUGCCUAGUGUCUCUGAACCUCAGCAGCUUUGUCUGCUAAACACGCACCCGGAAGCCAUCUGUCAUCCUAGUAACAACCCCCUGAUAUCCCUUUAGGGAACAGCCAGGGGGGGCUAAUGGGAACACCCCAUUCCCCUGGCCAGGAAUUGGUUUGGGAAUGGGCAAGCCAAGGAAGUGGGGCUCAAUCUCAGGAUUUCUGCUGGAAUUAUUAAGGAAGAAGGGCUAAAACUACUGGAUGAGUCUUACACGGCUGGGGCAGGAGGCUAUCUCUGUCCCCUUGAGAAGACUGCAAGCAAAGCCUACAAAGAGGAAAGUCGACUGAGAGAUGUCAUGUGAGCACCUGGAUACAGACAUGCCUGAAGGUAGUCCACUCCUGGACUUUUCUGAUCCAGAGCAAUAAAUUCCUCUUUUGCUUAAGCC
Messenger RNA from Canis lupus familiaris (dog), 5663 nucleotides. RefSeq names its product prostaglandin E receptor 1 (gene PTGER1). Gene Ontology annotation, cellular component: plasma membrane. The coding region runs from base 1010 to 2221 and encodes 403 amino acids. Lineage: Eukaryota; Metazoa; Chordata; Mammalia; Carnivora; Canidae. Gene Ontology annotation, biological process: adenylate cyclase-activating G protein-coupled receptor signaling pathway; positive regulation of cytosolic calcium ion concentration; inflammatory response. The transcript is spliced from 3 exons. The record is from RefSeq and is a predicted model, not a curated record. Gene Ontology annotation, molecular function: prostaglandin E receptor activity.